This is a messenger RNA of Plasmodium gallinaceum, 711 nucleotides long. Its product is annotated as conserved Plasmodium protein, unknown function. The transcript has a single exon. Bases 1 to 711 code for a protein of 236 amino acids. NCBI's taxonomy places the organism in Eukaryota, Apicomplexa, Aconoidasida, Haemosporida, Plasmodiidae. The record is from RefSeq and is a predicted model, not a curated record.
AUGAAAAAAAAAAAUAUAAAAAAGCUACGUUAUCUUGAUUCAAAAGGGAAAUUAUAUUCCAAUGGUAUAAAAAAUGAACUGAGUACAAAAUAUGACCAAAUAGACUUAAGCAAGAAUUAUAAUCUAAUAGAAAAUUAUAGUGUAUUACAAAAUUUAUUAAAGCAAGCAGAAGAACAAUAUGAUUUUUUAAAAAAAGAAUUAAAUUUAUUACAGAAAAAGAAAGAUUUAUUGCAAUGGCAUAUAUGCAAUAACAUUAAAAAAUUAAGUAUGAAAAGAAGUGAAAAAAAAUUUAAGGAUGAAUCAGGCACUAAAUUGGAAACAAAAUUAAAAACAUUAAAAGAAAAAACGAAAAUUUAUAAAUUUGAACAUGAUAAAUUAGAAGAAGAAGUUAACAAAAUGGAGCAAGAAUUAGAAAAAAAAAUAUAUGUUAAGAACGACAUAGAAAACAAAUUUAAUGAAUGGUUGAAUAAAAAAGAUGAUUACUUAAAAGAUAUUACUCAAGAAAGGAUACAGGUUCUUAAAGAAAGAAAAAAAAGGCAAAAUCAAUUAAAAAAAUUAUUAUUGCUUAUGAAACAGGAAAAUAAUAAAAAUUACAAUAUCAAUUAUCUUCAGAAAUUUGAAAGCAAUUUAAUGAAUGAAAUAAGUAGUUAUAAAAAUUAUAAUGAUUUUGAAACCAAAAUUGCUAUGGAUUUAAUUGAAAUGAAUUCUUAG